UAAUCUCCUGGAUUAGUGACACCUGAGCCCGUCCUACUUUCCUGAUGUCUUUGUUUCUAUGGUAAUGAACAUUGACAGGAUGAUGCUGUUUCGUAAUAGAGAACAAGACUCGUGUUUGGAAAGGUUCCCGGUGGAAGCUCGAUUUAACCCGUGCAGGAGGAUGCUGCGUGUGGCAGCUGCAGCGUCUGUGGUGGUGUGCGGAGUGUCGCUGUUGACGUGUGCUCUGCUCCUGCACCAAUGCCGGCAACAACACGACCCUGUGCUACCUGCACCUUGUCGAGAGACAGGUAGUGUCAGUCGGUCUGAGUACAUGGACGGUCCGCUGACUCCAUUCUCGGAGUUGAGCCCCGCGGAAGUCAACAGCGUCCUCGCCUUCCUGUCCAGCAACGUCUCCCUGGAACUGCGUGACGUCAGAGGAGCCAGCAUCAAAGACACCUUUGUGCACUUAAUGGAGGCGCGCGUGCCCCCCAAGCAGGACGUGUUGCGGUGGCUGACGGGGGGAGGACCCCCACCCAAGCGCGUCGCCAAGGUGAUUUUGUUCCGGGGGAGCGCCGAUCCCCCUGUCGUGGAGGAACACGAGGUGGGACCACUGCCAGAGCCCACUUACAGCAGACUGGUGUCCAGCAAACUGCGCAGAACUGUGGUGCCCUUUUCCUUGCGCCCCUUCUCCAAGGCCGAAUUCAUGCCCAUCUUUCGCCACCUCACGCCUUUAGUUGCCAGGGAAGUGGGCGACCUCUUGGAGGAGAGUUACGGCGCCAGGCUGGGUCCCGGAUGUAAGCCGCGCUGCCUUCGCCUGUCCUUCACCCCAGUCAGCUCUGCCUUUUUGCCCCCGAAUACGCGCGCCGCCUGGUUCUGGCUGGCUUACGACCUCGAGUUCUACACGCUCCACCCGCUUGACCUACAGAUCCUCGUCGACACCACGGCUUUGGAUGCCGCCAACUGGACCGUCGAGAGAAUCUUUUACGCUGAGCAGUUCUUUGAUAGCUUAAAGGAUUUGGCCGACCGAUACUCUGCCGGUACCAUCAACGUAACGAGGGUUGCCUUCCCUGAAGAGCCGGUGGAGGAGCUGUACAGCUCGUUGCACCUGCGCGGUGAUCCCUUCCCCACCGAUGACAAGCCCCCUCCCCUGCAGGUCAUGCCGCGUGGCCAGCGCUUCAAGGUGGAGGGGAGCCGUGUUCACUACCUGAAGUGGAGCCUGACGCUGCGCGUGUCGCCCUCUGUCGGCUUGCAACUGUAUGACGUCAACUUCGGAGGCGAGCGCGUGGCGUACGAGGUGAGUCUGCAGGAGAUUGCCGUGCUGUAUGCCGGCCGCAGCCCCGCUGCCAGCAUGCUGUACUUUGCCGACUCCGCUGGCCUCUUCGGCACGCGCAUGCGCGGUCUACUUCAGGGUGUGGACUGUCCCGCCUACGCCACCUACCUCGACACCCGAAUGUUUACCUCCAACGACGGGGGACUGGCGCGCUUCCCGCGGGCCUUGUGUAUCUUCGAGCACAACUCACAAUCGCCCUUAAGGCGACACCGGGCCUACGGGCUGUCGGGGGCCUUCUAUGGCGGCCUGGUGGACACCAUGCUGAUCGUGAGAACCUACAUCUCCGUCAUCAACUAUGAUUAUGUCAUCGACUACAUCUUCCGCAGCAGCGGUGCCAUAGAGGUGCGCAUCGGCUCCACUGGCUACCUAGCGACAUCUUUUUACCUGGCGGGCGAGGAGAGGUAUGGCACGCGCGUGCACAAGCACGUGACAGCUGGCAUGCACCAGCACGUUUUUCACAUCAAAGCGGACCUGGACGUGGCCGGCACGCCCAACACUUUCAGCACCUGGGACGUGGGGGUGGAGAACACUACCCACACCUGGAGUCACGACCCCGCUGCCAUCUACGCCCAAACGUACAUCAGCAAGAACGUUCGCCAACGAGAGAGUGAGGGCUGCUACAACUAUAACUUUAAAGUUCCUAAGUAUCUUUUAAUCUCUGGAGGCAAACCCACGGAACUAGGAAAUCGUCGCUCCUACAGAGUCAUACCUCAGGGCAUGUCCCCAGCCAUGCUGCCCCCGCUGGUAGGGUUCGAGUCCUCCGUCCCGUGGGCGCGUUGCCAGGUAGCCGUCACGAGGCAUCAUGAUGACGAGGCUACCUCGUCGUCUAUCUUCGCCAUGUGGGACGCCCGUGAUCCCGUGGUCAACUUCACCCGAUACUUGGCUGACAAUGAGAACAUCGAAAACGAGGACCUGGUGACGUGGGUGACGCUGGGCACCUUCCACAUUCCGCACACCGAGAACCUGCCCAACACGGCGACUGUGGGCACUCACCUGGCCCUCCUCCUCACGCCCUUCAACUACUUCCCUCAGGACCCUUCCAUCGCCUCCAGGGACGCCGUGCGCGUCAGCCCCUUGGAUUCCUCCCGGCCGCUAGCUGGCGCUGUAGUACAGCGCUACAACACGUCAGUAGGUAUGACUUGUCUCCCGGACAUGAGUCUGGCUGACGAGGACUUGAAGGCAAACAGCACGGAGUUGUUUGUUUGACAGAGAUAGGGGGACAAGAUGUGAGUGCAGUAGCAUGUGUGACACUGUAGUGUGUCAGCAAGACCACGUGGUGAUGGACAGCAACAGAUACUUGCACUACGUCCGUGUCAACACACUGUUACACUAUUGACAGAUUGUAGAUAUGUUGGUGUGUUGAAAUACAGAUGUAUGUACAGGUGUUUCUUUUUCAGCAUUCUUUUUAUUUAAAAACUAGCUAGAAAUGUGUCCACAAC
Molecule: messenger RNA, 2748 nt
Organism: Pomacea canaliculata
Lineage: Eukaryota; Metazoa; Mollusca; Gastropoda; Architaenioglossa; Ampullariidae
Product: putative amine oxidase [copper-containing]
Exons: 3
Coding region: 59-2515 (818 amino acids)
Biological process (GO): amine metabolic process
Cellular component (GO): plasma membrane
Molecular function (GO): quinone binding; copper ion binding; primary methylamine oxidase activity
Source: RefSeq, a predicted model, not a curated record